Messenger RNA from Cataglyphis hispanica, 1154 nucleotides. RefSeq names its product probable rRNA-processing protein EBP2 homolog. Gene Ontology annotation, cellular component: nucleolus; preribosome, large subunit precursor; nuclear periphery. The record is from RefSeq and is a predicted model, not a curated record. The transcript has 4 exons. NCBI's taxonomy places the organism in Eukaryota, Metazoa, Arthropoda, Insecta, Hymenoptera, Formicidae. The coding region runs from base 81 to 1055 and encodes 324 amino acids. Gene Ontology annotation, biological process: rRNA processing; ribosomal large subunit biogenesis.
CCAGGUGCCAUCGUGUCGUUGUCAGUAACCGACUAACCGCAAAAUCGACAAGGAUUACAGUAAGAAAAGCUGAGUAAAUCAUGGAUACUUCGCCGAUACGAAACAUGAAGGACUCUUCAGAAACAUCCGAAUCGGAAUAUAGUUCAUCCGAUGAAGAGCUGCAGGAGGCUUUCGCAAAAGGAUUAUUGAAACCGGGUCUCAAUGUUGCAGUCGAAACGAAUAACAAGCAGUUUAAAAAUUGUGUUAAUCUUAUGAAGCAAAAGUUGAGUGAAAUAAAGCUGAACUUACCAUGGAUUGAAAGGCUAGAUAUGGUAAAUGCACCAGCACCAUUGGCGCCAGAAUUGGCUCUUCAAAUGGAGGAACAAGAAGUGAGACGGGCUAAACAGCUGCAAGGAAACAAGAAGUUACCUCAAUACAAAACAUCCCAAGAUCCUGUUUUAAAUGACUUUCGCAGGGAAACCAUGUUUCAUCGACAGGCUCAGGGUGCUGUUAUGGAUGGUAUUGCUAGAUUAAAGAAGUUAGGCAUACCAACAUUUAGGCCAGAUGAUUAUUUUGCUGAGAUGGCUAAGUCUGACGAGCAUAUGCAAAAAGUACGAGUAAAUUUGAUGAAGAAACAAGCAAUGGCACAAAGAUCGGAUAAGGUGAGACAAAUGAGACAACAAAAGAAAGUGGCCAAGCAGAUGCAAGUCGAAGCAACUUUGAAAAAACAUGCAGAAAAGAGAAAAGUGCUAGAAGAAGUUAAAAAGUAUCGUAAAGGUAUAAGACAGGAUCUUGAUUUCUUGGAAGAUAAGAAAAAACCGCAAAAUAAACAGCCAAAUAAAAUGAAUCCAAAGGCACAAAUGAAAGCAAAAAUAAAAACUAGUAAAUAUGGCUUUGGAGGCAAGAAGCGUCGUAGUAAAUGGAACACGAGUAGCAGCUCGGCCAAUGUUUCUGAAUACAGAAAACCACAGAAACCUGGACGAGGAAAACAGGGAAAAGGUGGCAAGGUAAAACCAAGACUAGGUAAAAAUCGCAGAAUACAAAUAAAAGCAAGAAGUAAAAAGAGACUUCAGUGAUUAUGGUAAGCUGGAUUCCCAUUUUGUGUGAUUGUAUAUACUUGAGUAACAAAAAAGUGCGACUGGACUUUUGAUCAAUAAAUUCUUUAUAUACAAUUA